AUGAAUAAUCUUCCACAGAUUUUAAUUGAUCCAAUUAUUAAUGAAAAGGAGAUAUUAGAGACAAUAAGUGAACCAACUGAAGAUUGUAAAUCAUUAACUGUACCACUUUUGAAAUUUUGUAUUAACAUUGACGAUAAUAAUAAUAAUAAUGUUGACAAUAAUGGUAAUUGUAAUAACAACACAAAUUACAAUCAAAAUGAUGGACAUAUGAAUUAUAAUAAUCAUUUAAAUAAUAUUAUUGAUCAUUCUAAUAAUUUAGGACAAACUAUAGUUGGAAAAAUAUAUAUAAGAUCUGUGAAUUCAUCAAAUUCAUCAGAUAAAUAUAAUCAACUUGUAUGGGUACAAAUUUAUCAGAAAUCAUCAUCAAUUUCAUCAAAACUUAAUACACAUAAUAUAGAUAUUCCAACUUUUGUAUUAUUAUUAAAAACAAGAAUAAAUCCACAGAAUUCUGAAUAUACACCUGAUUAUUAUUCACCACCUUAUAUGACAUUUAAUUUAAAACAUACACGUUCAAGUCCAAUAGAUGAGAAACAUUUUCAUAUUUAUACAAGAUGUGGAGAAGGUAUAACACUUGAAGGUGAAAUAGCUGAUGAACAUUCUGUAUCUUACUGGUUAUCGAUUUUUAAUCAAAAUACAUUCAUUCCUAAUCAUAUGGAAUUUAUUCGUACAAAUGAAAUAAAAAUACGUUCGGCUCCUAAUUCUCCUAGACAUAUAAGACGACGAAAUAAUAUUACUACUGAUAUGAAUAAUAAACAUUGUUUCAUUGAUAAUCCAACAAAUUGUAGUACACAUUCAAUUUCUCGUAUGUGUAUAUUUGAAACACUUAAUGAAACACAAGAAUUAGAAAGUGGAGUAUGA
Messenger RNA from Schistosoma mattheei, 858 nucleotides. The record is from the annotation of a GenBank genome assembly. Lineage: Eukaryota; Metazoa; Platyhelminthes; Trematoda; Strigeidida; Schistosomatidae.